Messenger RNA from Cercospora beticola, 1609 nucleotides. RefSeq names its product replication factor C subunit 2 (gene RFC2). Lineage: Eukaryota; Fungi; Ascomycota; Dothideomycetes; Mycosphaerellales; Mycosphaerellaceae. Gene Ontology annotation, cellular component: DNA replication factor C complex; nucleus. The record is from RefSeq and is a predicted model, not a curated record. Gene Ontology annotation, biological process: DNA-templated DNA replication; DNA repair. Gene Ontology annotation, molecular function: DNA clamp loader activity; ATP binding; DNA binding.
GCCCUCUCGAUCAACACAAGCAACAUGAACCCCUUCUUCGACAAUCGGGCACGACAAGCUGCUGCCAAAGCAGCAGCAGCUUCAUCUUCAUCGAAACCAGACAAGAAUCAAGAAGACAAUCGUCUACAGCCAUGGGUUGAGAAAUACCGCCCCAAAUCGCUCGACGAUGUCACAGCCCAAGACCAUACCGUUACUAUUCUCCGUCGAACUCUCCAAUCCGCCAACCUUCCCCACAUGCUCUUCUACGGCCCUCCUGGAACCGGAAAGACCAGCACAGUACUCGCACUCGCCAAACAGCUCUACGGCCCCGACCUCGUCAAAUCUCGCGUCCUCGAGCUCAACGCAUCCGACGAACGCGGUAUCAGCAUCGUUCGUGAAAAGGUGAAGAACUUUGCCCGCAUGCAACUCUCAAAUCCACCUUCAGGCCCGGCAGGAGAAGAAUACAAGAAGAAAUACCCUUGUCCGCCGUACAAGAUUGUCAUUCUCGACGAAGCAGAUUCCAUGACGCAGGAUGCUCAGAGUGCGUUGAGGAGAACGAUGGAGACGUAUAGCAAGAUCACACGGUUUUGUUUGGUGUGUAAUUACGUGACGAGGAUAAUUGAUCCUUUGGCGUCGAGAUGUUCGAAGUUUCGGUUCAAGAGCUUGGAUGAGAGCAAUGCCGGAAAGAGGAUUGAAGAUAUUGCAAAGUUGGAAGGCGUGCAAUUAGAGGACGGAGUCGUGGAGACGUUGCUGAGAUGCAGCGAGGGAGAUCUGCGAAAGGCGAUCACAUUUCUGCAAAGUGCGGCAAGACUGGUGGGUGCUACAGCAAAUGAGGGCAAGGGCGGAGGGAAGAGAAAGAGAAAGACGGUGGAGGAUGACGACGACGAUGCCAUGGACAUUGAUUCAGGACCUUCAGCUUCAUCACAACCUGUCACGGUGUUGAGCAUUGAGGAAAUCGCCGGCGUGAUUCCGGACUCAACAAUAGAUCGGCUCAUCACAGCGGUCACACCCGCGGGAAAGAAGGCUCCGCCGUACGAGCCGAUUGCCAAAGCUGUUGAGGAUCUCGUCGCUGAAGGCUGGUCUGCGAGUCAAAUUGUCACGCAGCUAUACGACAGGGUAGUCCUGACGAAUGAGAUAACGGGCGAUGCAGCGAAGAACAAAAUCAUGCUCGUCUUCUCUGAGGUCGAUAAGAGGCUGGUCGAUGGCAGCGAUGAACACCUGACAGUGCUGGACCUGUGUCUGAGGACCGCUGGGAUACUGGGUGCGGAUCAGUGAACAUGGACAUGCAUUGGAUUGACAUCGUAUUAUACAUGUUUCUGAGCGUUGGCGUUACGGCGCGACUGCAUGGCACCGUCGGUUGACAGAACCCACAAAAUUCUCGCUCUUUUUUACGCAGACCUUUCGAGCACACACCUGCGUGUAGCAGCCUUGGCCAACAUAGCGUAGUGCCGCAUCUCAAGGCAGCUAUCGACGCGAAUGGCAGCCUCCUUCCCGCUUGUAUUUCUCCGCAGCUCAAGCGGCGUCGAGACCCAGUUCACUCAGGAACUUUUCCUCGCAUGCAGCCCACUUCUUGUCGCCGUCAGCAGCCGUUUUCGCAAUUGUUUUCCGGGCGCCGGCGAUAGUCUUGGCC